This is a messenger RNA of Aspergillus nomiae NRRL 13137, 1030 nucleotides long. RefSeq names its product D-hexose-6-phosphate mutarotase. The record is from RefSeq and is a predicted model, not a curated record. The transcript has 3 exons. NCBI's taxonomy places the organism in Eukaryota, Fungi, Ascomycota, Eurotiomycetes, Eurotiales, Aspergillaceae. The annotation marks the transcript as partial. Gene Ontology annotation, molecular function: carbohydrate binding; isomerase activity. Gene Ontology annotation, biological process: carbohydrate metabolic process.
UAUUUGUUUACCAUGGACCGUUCUAACAAGCCUUCAGCCAUCGGUGUGGGUGCAUCUGUGCCUCAGCCCACCAUCUCUCUCCGCGACAAUACUGUGGAAGCCACGCUGCCCUCCGGCGAAUCCGUUACGAUCCACCUGUACGGAGCUACUGUCACUUCCUGGAAAUUAGCAAAUGGCAAAGAGCAAUUGUUUGUGAGCGAGAAGGCUCAUCUUGAUGGCUCGAAGCAAUUCGAGGCGGUAUCCCCGUGGUGUUCCCUGUACGUCUUCGGUCCUCCUCCUCAGAACCACGCUACCUCGUCCCUUCCACAACACGGCUUUGCGCGUAACAGCACUUGGGAAUUUUUGGGCAAGUCGUCAUCGGAAUCCCUAGGCAAGGAUCGCAGCGGAGAUGGCUCCGUCAAACUUGACUUCGGCCUCUCCCGUCCCAUGCUCACAGAAGAUUUCCAGAAGGCCUGGCCAUACGACUUUGGACUGGUAUAUAGUGUUACUCUGACCAAGGAGAGUCUGGAAACGUAUCUCCAGGUUCAGAACAAGGGUAGUCAGAACUUUGACUUCCAGGUGCUGAUGCAUACGUAUCUCAAGAUCGACGACAUCUCCGACAUCCGCGUCAAGAACCUCGAAUCCAAGACCUAUGUCGAUAAAACACAGAACGCUGCCGUCAUCACCGAAACUUCCCCUGCCGUUGAGAUCAACAAGGAAACCGACCGCGUAUACCAGUCAUUGGACCCCAAGGUGCCUAUUGUUGUUUCGUCCGCUAGUGACGAUAAUCCCAUCUUCGCGAUUACCAGGGAAGGAUUGAAUGAUGUCGUUGUGUGGAACCCGUGGAUUGAGAAGGCCAAGGGCAUGGCCGACUUUGGCCCGGAUGAGGCAUACAAGAACAUGAUCUGUGUUGAAGCAGGCUCCGUGGCUGGAUGGCAGACUUUGGAGGCUGGUGACUUCUGGGAAGGCGGACAGACCAUCCGACCGAGGCUGUAGAGGGGUUCAAUCAAGACUUGACUUUUACGAUAUAUGGGUAGAUAGCUGGCGGCAU